Vollenhovia emeryi is the source of this 766-nucleotide messenger RNA. RefSeq names its product waprin-Phi2. Gene Ontology annotation, cellular component: extracellular region. Bases 68 to 415 code for a protein of 115 amino acids. NCBI's taxonomy places the organism in Eukaryota, Metazoa, Arthropoda, Insecta, Hymenoptera, Formicidae. Gene Ontology annotation, molecular function: peptidase inhibitor activity. The record is from RefSeq and is a predicted model, not a curated record. The transcript has 5 exons.
CGUCUAGAAGCCUCGUCGGGAUCUCGCCGCGGAGUUUUUUUUAUCAAGUAAUCGAGACCGGCUCAUAAUGAACCGAAGCUUAUUAGUGUUCUCGCUAGUGUUGGUCCUGCUGGUCGCCGGCACGUUCUCUCAAUUGUUUUACAAAAGCGGCAACUGCCCGAUGAGAAACACCGUGACCAAUUGCGGCUCCAGGUGCAUGGGUGACGGAGAGUGUCCACACGAUCAAAAGUGCUGCCCGAACAAAUGUGGCUUCACAUCGUGCGCCAACACCAGCCCCGUCAACACUGGCAACGACGGCGGGUACAAGGGCUCGAGCAAUCAGCAGGUCGUUUACUGCAACGGGGUGAGGUGCGCCCCGUACGAGAAGUGCCAGUACGAUCGCAUCACCAGGCGCGACAAGUGCACGCGCGUCUAAAGGUCGAACUUCCCGGUCGUCUUCGAACGGGAAAAAGAUGAAAGGUAAGUCAAACUUAAACGCGCGUCUCGAUAAUCGCAACGCUCGAUGUCGAGCGGUCAACAUUAGUCGAUAACCGACAACGUAGCUGACAGAAGCCUGAGAGCUGCCACGGCCGGGUUUUAGAUGAUCCUCGAAUACGAUACGACCUCUGUGGACAUUGGAAAACGUGGGCAUGAACUACCAAUAUCCACAAUUUGCCAAGUGGGUAACGCAAAGCAAAAUUUUGUAUCAAACUUGUACUCUUUUUGCCGACAAAGUUUGUAGUAGAUUCUUCUUCAUAAACUUGACUGUCUAUAUAUUUUAUUAUAA